AACUUCAAAAGGUGAGCAGGGGCUGGGGGCCCCAGACUACAGGCGGCGUCCGCAGCGGCAGCAGCAGCAGCAGCAGCAGCAUCUGUAGUGAAGACAUGGAAGACCAGAGUGAUCUCGUCUCCAACAACGAGCAGCUGCCCAUACUGGGUCAGCGCCCUGGAGCCCAGGAGAGGAAGUGCGGCCGCGGAGCCCUGUACACCGGCUUCUCCGUCCUGGUGGCGCUGCUCCUGGCCGGCCAGGCCGCCACGGCCUACUUCCUGUACCAGCAGCAGGGCCGGCUGGACAAGCUGACCGUCACCUCCCAGAACCUGCAGCUGGAGAGCAUGCUCAUGAAGCUCCCCAAGCCCUCCAAGCCCAUGAAGCAGAUGAGGAUGGCUGCCCCGCUGAUGAUGCAGGCACUGCCCAUGGAGAGCCUGCGGCACGGGCCCCCGCAGAACGCCACCAAGUACGGCAACAUGACCCAGGACCAUGUGAUGCACCUGCUCCUGAGGUCCAACCCCCUGAAGGUGUACCCCCAGCUGGAGGGGAGCUUCCCAGAGAACCUGAAACACCUGAAGAGCACCAUGAACGGCCAGGACUGGAAGGUCUUUGAGAGUUGGAUGCACCAGUGGCUCCUGUUUGAAAUGAGCAAGAAACCCCUGGAAGAGAAGCCUGCUGAGGCUCCAACCAGAGUACUGACCAAGUGCCAGGAGGAGGUCAGCCACGUCCCCGCCGUCCACCCCGGCACAUUCCGUCCCCAGUGCGACGAGAAUGGCCACUACCUGCCCCUCCAGUGCCACGGGAGCACCGGCUACUGCUGGUGCGUCUUCCCCAACGGCACCGAGGUCCCCCGCACCCGGAGCCGCGGGCGCCCUAACUGCAGCGAGCCGCUGGACGCGGAGGAGCUGUCUUCCGGGCUGGGUGUGACCAAGCAGGACUCGGGCCAAGUCGUCAUGUGAAGACAGCAGAGGCCAUCACCCAGCCCCCAGCCAGCGCUGA
Molecule: messenger RNA, 978 nt
Organism: Perognathus longimembris pacificus (Pacific pocket mouse)
Lineage: Eukaryota; Metazoa; Chordata; Mammalia; Rodentia; Heteromyidae
Gene: Cd74
Product: CD74 molecule
Exons: 9
Coding region: 96-938 (280 amino acids)
Biological process (GO): positive regulation of macrophage cytokine production; negative regulation of DNA damage response, signal transduction by p53 class mediator; intracellular protein transport
Cellular component (GO): cytoplasm; cell surface; membrane
Molecular function (GO): macrophage migration inhibitory factor binding; cytokine receptor activity; MHC class II protein binding
Source: RefSeq, a predicted model, not a curated record